This is a messenger RNA of Amphiprion ocellaris (clown anemonefish), 5147 nucleotides long. RefSeq names its product zinc metalloproteinase-disintegrin-like 2d. The transcript has 23 exons. Gene Ontology annotation, molecular function: metalloendopeptidase activity; cell adhesion molecule binding. NCBI's taxonomy places the organism in Eukaryota, Metazoa, Chordata, Actinopteri, Pomacentridae. The record is from RefSeq and is a predicted model, not a curated record. Gene Ontology annotation, biological process: positive regulation of cellular extravasation; regulation of cell-cell adhesion; proteolysis. Bases 63 to 2579 code for a protein of 838 amino acids.
GGCGGGUCCUGACCACCAGCCGCCUGAAGAGCCUGGUCCUCGGCGGAGUCUAACGGAGCAUCAUGUCGGGAACCGGAGCUCUGACGGUGCUGCUGAGCUGCGUUUGUUUCGUGCUCAGCUCUGGCUCGUUGUCUCAUGUGGAGCGUUUCGAGGUGGUUCGACCUCGGAGCCUUCAGCAGAGACAGAAGAGGAGCCUGCAGGACGACCAGAUUUAUCCUGAUACGGUUCGGUACGAGUUAACCAUCGAGGGGAGAAAUCACACCAUUCAUCUGGAAAAAAACUGGAAUCUUAUUGGGAGAGACUACACUGAAACACACUAUUCAGAGGAUGGAAGACGAGUGGAAACAUCACCAAAGGAGGAUCACUGCUACUAUCAGGGAACAAUCCAAGGAGACGACGACUCCUCAGUCAGCGUGGGGAUUUGUUCCGGCAUUAGCGGCUUCCUGAAAACUCGGCAGCAGGUUUACCUGAUAGAACCUCUGGAACAAACCGACGACGGGGAACAUGCAGUUUACAGACGAGAACAUCUGAAGAUCAGCAACAGCGUCGCCUGUGGAUCAUCUAACAGCACCAUGAUGUACGACCAGGACCAGGACCAGGAUCUGGGCCCUCAGCUCGCCAGCCUCUUCAGGUCCAGAUCAUGGAAAACUAAACCAGUCGCAGGUCCAGAGAGGUUUGUCGAGCUCUUCGUUGUCGUGGACAACACUGAGUAUAAACGAUACGGAAGUGAGACCAAACCCAGAAUCCUCACAGCUGUGAAUCACAUCGACAAGCUGUAUCGACCUCUGAACAUCCGCGUCAUGCUGGUGGGUUUGGAGAUCUGGAUGUACGAAGACUUCAUCAACGUCGAGCUGAACUCAGAAACCACUCUGGACAACUUCCUGGUCUGGCGUCAGGCCGACCUCCUGAAGAGGACGAAGCAUGACAACGCUCAGUUUGUGACCGGCAAAGACUUCGAAGGAGACACGGUCGGACUCGCCAACAAGUUCGCCAUGUGCACCGGGAACUCAGGCGGAGUCAACCAGGAUCACCAUGACAACCCCAUCGGCCUCGCCUCCACCAUCGCUCACGAGAUGGGACACAACUUCGGUCUUUCCCAUGAUGCAGCGGGGUGUGUUUGUGGUCCGUAUGGCAGCGGGAACUGUGUGAUGGCAGAAAAACUCAGGACGGGAAACGCUGCGUUUCCGGAGCUCUUCAGCGGCUGCAGCAUGGAUCAGCUGGCCGAGUUCCUGGAGCGAGCUCAGCCCAGCUGCCUGCAGCGGCCGGCCUCAGUCCGGACCCUGGCCUCGGGGCCCCGCUGUGGGAACGCCCUGCUGGACCCCGGGGAGGACUGCGACUGUGGCACUGAGGAGGAAUGUACCAACCCGUGCUGUGAUGCUUCGACCUGCCGGCUGACUGCAGGCUCUCAGUGUGCUCAUGGAGAGUGCUGCGACGGCUGUCAGCUGAAAGCGUCCGGCAGCGUCUGCAGGAAGUCGGUGGGCGACUGCGACCUUCCUGAAUAUUGCACCGGAGCGUCCAACGAAUGUCCAGAAGACAGCUUCGAGAUGAACGGAAAACCCUGCUACAGCCACAGUCAAAGCUUCUGCCACGACGGACGCUGCCCAAACCGCCAGCAGCACUGCUGGAGGCUGUUUGGACCAGGGGCCAGAGAUGCUCCAGAUAUCUGCUACAACCUGAACAAACGAGGGGAAGAAGGUGCAAACUGUGGGAAAACCAAAUUCGGCUUCACUCGUUGUGCUUUAGCAGAUCUGAAGUGCGGCUCUAUAUUCUGUGAAUUCGGCGGUGAAUCUAUAACCGGGAAACGAGCCGCCUACACCGUGUUCAGCCGAGAAUGCAAACUGGCCGUGGAGGACGAUAAAAGCAGAAACCUCGACAUGGUGCCCAAUGGAGCCCCAUGUGGACCAAACAAGGUUUGCCUCAACAACAAAUGUGUGGACGUUUCUGUUUACGGGAAAAAGGAGGAAUGUUCCAAGAAAUGCAACAACAACGGGGUGUGUAAUCAUAGGAACGAGUGUCACUGUGAUCCCGGCUGGGCUCCUCCGUACUGCGAUGUCCAGUAUGCCGAUUUACCUCAAGGUCAGACUGGGAUCAUAGCUGGUAUCUGUGCAGCUCUUUCCAUCCUGCUGGUUAUAAUUGUGCUGGUCGCUGGACUGAUGUGCUGCAAGAAGGACAACAUGGACAACUACACUUCCAAAAGGAAAGUGCAUUCGGCUCCAGACAAGCUGAACCCGAUGUUCCAGGAGGGGAGCGUUAAAGACAGACCUCAGAUCAGCCAGCCCACCUUCAUGGAGUCGACGGCCACUCAGGCCUGCAGCCCUCUGAUGGUUGCCGUGACGCCCAGCAGACCUGCUCCUCAGCCACCAAAGAAAGCAUCCAACCCAUCAGCAGAAACUGAGCCGACCAAACCUCUACCUCCAUCCAAACCUCUACCUCUGCUCAAUAAAACACAGCACAAAGCAGCCAGACCCAGUCCCCCUCCUGUACCUCCGGUGAAGCCCAGCCCUCCUCCUGCAGCCAGAUUUAAACCUUCUACUCCUCCUCAGCCUCCAGUGAAGCCUCAAGCCUUCAGACGCUCAUGAAACUCUCAUUAAGACUUAACUUCAACCAAAGUGUUCGUGGUGUACAUACAGGAAGAGAUGGAUACUCUGAGGCAUCGUCAAGUUUAGUCACAGAGGCCAGAGAGUUUGGAAAAGUUUCCUCUUCAGGAAGUUGAUCAGUCGAAUCUUCACCGAUUGAGAAUGUGUUAAAAGACACAAGACCAACAGCUGCUCAGCUGCUGUGGAAAAGUGAUUUAUUUUGUUGCAGACAUUUGAACUUAACUGCUGUUGCAGUUGUGAUUGUUCUCUGUUUGUUAAACUGUCCUUUCUGCUAACUUUAUCUUGUUGCACUUUUAUAAGAUGCUCAAAUGAAAAUGUUGUUUUUGAAUAUUUAUUGAAUGUCUAAUUUAGGGACUGUAUGAACAUUUUUUAAUGGAGAGAGCAGGGCAGGUUUAUUUAGAUUUAAGUUUUAGUUUAGCUUUACAUUGAGCUGCCUAAAGCUUGAUUAACACUCCUGCAUUGAAUUCAUGCAACAACCUACAUCGUAUCUCUGUGGUUUCUACGGACUUAAAACAAAAUAGAAACAUACACCAUCGUUCAAAAGUUUGGGGUCACUUAGAAAUGUCCUUAUUUUUGAAAGCAGUUUUUUUUCCAUGAAGAUAACAUUAAAUGAAUGAUAAAUCCAGUCUACACAUUGUUCAUGUGGUAAAUGACUAUUCUAGCUGGAGAUUUAUGAUGGAAUAUCUCCAUAGUGGUACAGAGGAACAUUUCCAGCAACCAUCACUCCUGUGUUCUAAUGCUACAUUGUGUUAGCUAAUGGUGUUGAAAGGCUCAUUGAUGAUUAGAAAACCCUUGUACAGUUAUGUUAGUACAUGGAUAAAAGUGUGAGUUUUCAUGGAGAACAUGGAAUUGUCUGGGUGACCCCAAACUUUUGAACAGUAGUGUAUCUGGCCACCACAGUGUUGUGUUUAGCAGCAGGAGGUGGUGGAGACCAAAAUCAGAGCUAAAACAGACAGAACAUUGGACUCAGAUUGAAAGUUGGACACAAACACAACUCCAAACUGAUGACAAAGAUAUGUAACUGUUUGAUUGCGAAAAAUAACUUUAGUUUUGCAACUUGUUUGGCUUGAAUGUAACUUGUUCGUUACACUGAAGCCAAACACAAUGCUGAUUAAAGCCUAUCAGCUCCACAUAACAGCUAUAAUGAAUUGUUUUUUAAUAUUAUCAAUGUCUAAAAUAGUAAUGUGAAAAUUUAACAGUGUAAAAGCGGUCGCUUAUCCACAUGAAACUACAGACAUUUACCUGGUUAGCCUGUAGCUUUAUGUCACUUUACAGAGCUUUAUAGCGAGGUUUGGCUCAUUGUUUGGCGAGAAACUUCACUGUUUUGGUUUACUCUCCCCACUCUUAAGCUGGGAUUUACAUCACUCGGACACACAGAUGUGCCUUACAGAUGUUAUUUUCAGCAGCAGAUGCCAUCGUACGCCUUAAACUACCUGUCUAGCUGGUAACCGUAGUGGAGCGUUUGGCAGAUACUUCCCUCAGGAGGUGGUGGAGACCAAAAUCAGAGCUAAAAGAGACAGAAUAUUGGACUUAGGUUGAUAGCUGGACACAAACAUGACUUCAAAUGACUAAUAAAAUUCUGUAACUGCUGCAUUUAGAAAAAUAACUUGAUUCUGCUGCACAAAAGUGGCCAAAAAAUCUGUAAUUGUAGUUCAAUAUUACCCAUAUUAAGUUAGUGUUAGUUUUGCAUAUCAGUGAACGUGUGCUACUUUCAAGCCAAAUGAGUUCACGCAAUGCUGAUUAAACCCUGUUAGCUUCAGGUAAAUUUCUGUGGGAGUUUUAAUCUGGUUUUAAUCUUGAGCUAGUGCACCGGUAGCAACCGAAACCACAACUGUAGCAGCAGAUACCAAGCUGGUGGAAAAACCUAGGAGGCAUUCAAGAAAAGCUUUUGAUGGUGCAGAUUAAAAAGAAACUCUACAUAACAGACUAAAAGAAAGACAGCAUGACGAGGCAUAUGUUAUAAUCGUGCAGCAACAUUUCUAUAAUUACAUUCACUGCCAGAAGGUUGAGCAAAAGUUGUGCACUGCAAGUUUAAACAAAUGAAUAAUUUACAAUUAUUGCAGGAAUCCUAAUUCAAACUUGAACACUGUUACAUUAUAAAAUAUUAGGUGGGAGUUGUUUCUAAGCCAAGCGGGAGCCUAGUUUCCUUUUUCAGUUUUCACACAGUCCCUAAACUGGGUCUAAGGCCAGUUUGUGCCUUCUACAAGGUGAUUUUUUGACAUUGUACUUGAAAACCUCUGCAUGGUACAUCAGUGUGGGAGUUUCUGCACACUUCAGAUGACCGGUAUGUUACUGUGGUUCAACCUGAAUCACUUCUCCUUUGUUUGUUUUCAGUCCCAGUUGGGUGUAUGACUGAGCCUCAAGGAGCAAUUACUUUUCAGUUUUUAUUUUACUGCACUGAUAUCUUUCUGGGGCAACAGUCACAGGGUUUUUAGACCUUACAUGUUAAAUCAAGUGCUCCAAAAGUACUAAAACAUGACUUGAUUGUUAAAACUUUCCUAUGAGUGGCUUUUUGUUGCAUUGAAUAAAGUGCACUUUAUUUCAAGAGCA